Messenger RNA from Acanthoscelides obtectus, 363 nucleotides. The record is from the annotation of a GenBank genome assembly. Lineage: Eukaryota; Metazoa; Arthropoda; Insecta; Coleoptera; Chrysomelidae.
AUGGACAUAGCAGACAUGCAAGAAGAUAGCUUCAAAAUAUCGAAAAAACGUAGGUCCAAGAAGAGCUCCAUCGAUAUUCCACCACUGCCAAAUAAACCCAGCCAGCGUCCUACUUCAGCUUAUUCUCCUUUGCCCCAAACAAAAUCUUUUACGAUUCAAACUCUAACCUCGGCUACUGACUGUAGUCAAACUACAAAUUCAGAACCAAGCCCUCCAGCUUCGAGCAAUAUGCCUUCGAAACUACCGGCAGCAAAGCGGGUCACGCCGUUAGUACUGCGCGAACCAGAAAGAAAAAGCAAUGGACACCAUACAUUCACGAGGUCCUUAGAGGAAUACCAACAACUGCGGAGGAAUGUGAAGUGA